Messenger RNA from Anastrepha obliqua, 3484 nucleotides. RefSeq names its product sodium-coupled monocarboxylate transporter 2 (gene SLC5A11). The record is from RefSeq and is a predicted model, not a curated record. Gene Ontology annotation, cellular component: membrane. Gene Ontology annotation, biological process: sodium ion transport; transmembrane transport. Lineage: Eukaryota; Metazoa; Arthropoda; Insecta; Diptera; Tephritidae. Gene Ontology annotation, molecular function: symporter activity. The transcript is spliced from 11 exons. Bases 798 to 2642 code for a protein of 614 amino acids.
UUGUGUGGUCGGUUGAUAGAUGUCGGUGAGCUCCUAUGAUAUAACGUCAGUUUUUAGCCAUUGGUGCUUACGUGAAAAUGCAUAGAUCGCAUUGGUAGUUUCUGCAGUGUUUUCCAAACCUUCACCAUAUUGACAUUAUUCUUGCGGCUGACAACGAUUUCCUUCACCAACCAAUCAACGUAUUUAUUUGUGGCUUAUUCCAAGUACAUAAAUGUGAGCUGUUUUUUUCGUAGUACAAAUUCGCAUUAUAGGAAACUUUUGAAAAUAUAAUUGCAAAGUGGAAAAAUGCACAACAAUAAUAAUAAUAAAAUCUGUGGUUCCGCGAAUGGCUUACGGAAGUGUUGUUAGUGAUUAGUGGCUCAUCGAAAGCAAAACGACUAAGUUCGUUUGUUGCCUUAAAAUAAAAGUUAUUUAUUUGCGAGAUCGUCACCGCCGGUAUUUCCAUACUAAUGCAAUAACAAAUAGCUUUAUAAACUUCGUGGACAUUUAAAUAGAAACAGAAGAAAGUUUUAAAUGGUUAUAUAAAACUGGUUUAUUUGAAAAUUAUUUAUAAACCUUCGCUGACACAAGCAGAUUCUUUGAAUACAUUGCAUAAAACUAUUUAAAAUAAGUCGAACAUUACGUUCCCUUUGCUUAACGUUUGGGCGAAACGAAGCGAUCAAAAAGUUCAGUGAUAUUGCAGUGCCUCCUGUUGCCUGCUUGUGUUAAAGGUUGCUCACUUUAUAAAUACGGAGUAAAUACAAAAACAAAAAAAAAAAAAAAAAAAAACCGCGUGUGGUUCAUCGUUAUCACUUACAAUGUCAGACAAGACUCUCAAGUAUGCGAAAUAUUCACAAUUCCAUUUCUCAAUUGCCGAUUACUGUGUCUUCACGGCGAUUCUCUUGUUGUCCACAGGAACGGGUAUCUAUUUUGGCUACAUAAAAAAGAAACCAGUUAAGCCAAUCAGCGGUUUGCAGUUGAACAACCACAAAGAACCAGACUUUGGUUCCACAGCAAUGAAUGAGUACUUGUUGGGCUCGAGACGACUGAAAGUAUUCCCGGUGGCAAUGAGUCUUGUUGCUAGCUACAUUUCCGGUGUCACUAUGCUGGGCGUACCAGCGGAAAUCUACAGUUAUGGCACUCAAUAUUGGCUAAUUAUUGUGCCGGUUAUUUUGAUGGCAAUUGUAGUAUCAAAAGUUUAUUUACCUGUCUUCUCGACCCUCAACGUGGGUUCAUCGUAUGAGUAUUUGGAAAUGCGUUUCAGUUCCAGUGUACGAAGCAUUGCAUCAUUUAUGUUUGUGAUGGACGAGAUAUUUUUCUUGCCUAUAAUUUUGUACGUACCGGCAAUAGCAUUUAAUCAAGUCACAGGCGUGAAUAUAUACGUUAUAAGUGGAGUCAUUUGUGUAGUUUGCGUGAUUUACACAUUAAUUGGUGGCAUAAAAGCCGUUGUCCACACGGAUGCAUGGCAAACAUUAGUCAUGUUCGUGGCGUUAUUGGUUGUGGUCAUACUAGGAACGAUAGUUGCGGGUGGACCUGGACCAGUAUUUAAAAAUGCCUCCGAAGGUGGACGGCUUAUUUUCUUUAACAUAAAUCCAUCGUUAUAUGAAAGACAAACAUUUUGGGGUGUUUUGAUCGGUGGAUUCUUCUAUUGGACCGCCUUUAAUAGCGUGAACCAGACGAUGGUGCAACGUUACAUGUCGCUGCCGACAUUGAAGAGAGGUCAAACUUCGAUUACCAUUUUUACCUUGGGUGUUGUGCUAUUUCUAUCGGUCUGCUGUUUUGCCGGUUUGCUGGUUUUCAAUUUUUACCGAAACUGUGAUCCAUUAACAGCUGGACUUAUAUCGAACGACGAUCAGUUGCUACCGAUAUAUGUAAUGCAAACUGUUGGCCACCUACAAGGCAUACCCGGCUUGUUCAUUGCUGGCGUUUUCGGUGCAGCUCUAAGUUCACUCUCGGUCGCACUCAAUUCAACGGCUUUGGUGUUUCUACAAGACAUUGUGCGUGGAAGUUUUAAAGUGAAACUGAGCGAAAGGGCAACAACAGUGCUCGUUAAAAGUGUGAUAGUCAUCUUGGGCAUAGUUGGUAUGGCGUUGGUUUGUGUACUUGAAAAGUUGAGUGGUAUUCUGAGUGUUGCGACUUCGGCGACUGCCAUUGCGGGCGGUACAACUUUUGGUAUCUUCACCCUCGGUAUGUUGGUGCCAUGGAGUAAUACGAAGGGAGCUUUAGCAGGCGCUGUGGCAGGAGCACUUAUGUCUGGUUGGAUAUCGUUUGGAUCGCAGGCAGUCAUAGCUGCCGGCCGUGUGGGGUUACACAAGUUGGAAGUUUCCGUAUCGGAAUGUUUAAAUAAUUCCACUAUACCCGAAAAGGAUUAUGGUGAUGAAUCGGAGGUAUUUCCUCUGUAUCGUUUAUCCUUUCAUUGGAUUACUGUGAUUGGUGUUUUGUCAACGCUGCUGGUCGGCACUGUAGUAUCUUUUCUAACCGGACCUACUGUGGUGAAAAAAUUGGAUGCUGAAUUAAUAUCUCCCGUUAUUCAUAGAUUUUUACCGAAAGAAUGCUUCCCACCACCCAACGAAAAUGCUGAUAUAACGCGGGAUCACACGGCGCAGACGUUAACACAUCUUUUGGCUAACGGAGAGGCUUCAAGUAACGCGGGCAGAUAUUAGAUUACAAAUUUGUCGAGCAUUCGAAUCCCUUAUUUUAUUACUUAAUAGAAUUUUACUUGAGAAAUGCCAAGCAGAGCACAAGCAGAUUGGAUGAAAACGAAAUCUAAACCAUAAAAAUGUGUACAUAUGUACUUUAAGUCCAAGUAAAUAACAGUUGCAUUUGUAGUUAACAAAUUAUACAUAUAUUACGUAUUUACCAGUUAGUAUGUAAAUGUAUUUGUAUUUUCUAAGUAGGUCUGUACUUUGUAAUUGAAAAAGUUUAGUAAAAAUUCCAGCAUCGAAUUUUGUUGUAUGUAAAUCUAUGUACAUUUAUAGUAAAUGUAACAUUUGUAUGUAUGCAUGUAAUUUGCAACUGGAACUCUUAUGUACAAAAACUCUAUUAACUGUAAAAUGUAACAUAGUAAAAAGACAAGCAUAUACAUGUGUGUAUGUGUGUAUGUAGAUAACAUUUCCAAUAGCCAAAAAACACGUGCACAAUUCAUGAAAUGUCCAUUAGUUGGUUGAUAGCUAUUAUGUAACACACCUAUUAAUUUAGUUUGUAAAUUUGGUCAUUGGAUACGAGGGCUGGUUUGUAUGUUUUGCGCCUAACAAUUUUGUUACCGAACAUUUUUUUUCCUUUGUUUUUAUAAAUGUUUAUAAGCAAAAUAAUUUUUAAUUAACAUUAUAUUUUUUCAUGGGCUCAAAUAGCUUUACAAUUUUCCUGAAUUUUGAGCGCUUCAAUAGUUUUUUCGGGCGUCUGAAAUCGUUGCAACAGAUGCUUUCCAUUUCAAUUCAACCGGGCUAUUCGGGUCAUGUUCUUCGAUUUCGAUGUAACUCAAAUAUGUUGCUCUCAGGUCAAAAUU